This is a messenger RNA of Cicer arietinum (chickpea), 2160 nucleotides long. RefSeq names its product protein DA1-related 1-like. Gene Ontology annotation, molecular function: ubiquitin binding. The record is from RefSeq and is a predicted model, not a curated record. NCBI's taxonomy places the organism in Eukaryota, Viridiplantae, Streptophyta, Magnoliopsida, Fabales, Fabaceae.
UCUUAACUUUUCACUCUUUUGCACUCAUAAAAAAGCCGAUUCUGGAAUCACAUAGUAACAUUCAUAUAUAGAGAGAGAAAUAAAGAUAAAGUUGUAAUGUAACCAUUCUUCAGUGGUUGACUAUGUAUUAAUGUGAAUCAUUUAAAUUUUAAUAAACUAAGAUUCAUCUGAUUCCUAAUCUUUUUUCCUGGUAAAUUUGGAGAAAAGGUUUGCCAACCUGCAGAAAAUUAGAUUGCAUGGGUUGGCUUACCAAGUUGCUAAAGGGUUCCAACCAUAAAUAUUCAGGACGAGGAUACCACGGGAAAUAUGGACAUGACAGAAAUUCGAAUAGUCGCGAUAAUUCAGCGGAUGAUUUGAAUGAUAUUGAGAAAGAAGAAAUUGAUCGUGCAAUAGCGCUAUCUCUUUCAGAGGAGGAUCCCAAAGGGAAAAAAGUUAUAGAGGACGACUCUCAAUCUGAAGAUGAGGAACUAUGUCCACUAGACGACGAAGAAGAUGACCAUCUUGGUGAUGUUCAACAAGACGAAGAAGAGCAUGUUGCUAAAAUUCAACAGGAUGAAGAUAAAAAUCUCGAUGAAGUUCAACUCGAGGAAGAUGAACAACUUGCCAGGGCAAUUCAAGAAAGUUUGAGCAUUGGUUCUCCGCCCCGAUCUUACACUGAUUCUAUAUUUCAACCUUUUACAAACCUCUUUCCACCCGUGUACAGAACCUGUGCCGGCUGCAAUGCUGAAAUUGGCCAUGGAAGAUUUUUGAGUUGCAUGGGAGCUGUCUGGCAUCCAGAAUGUUUUUGUUGCCAUGCUUGCAAACUGCCAAUCACUGAUUAUGAGUAUUCUAUGUCUGGAAAUCGGCCUUACCAUAAGUCGUGCUAUAAGGAGCUGCAUCACCCAAGGUGUGAUGUUUGCAAGAACUUUAUUCCGCAAAAUUCAGCUGGCCUCAUUGAGUAUAGAGCACAUCCUUUCUGGCUACAAAAAUAUUGUCCGUCACACGAGCGUGAUGGCACUCCUCGUUGUUGUAGCUGUCAGAGAAUGGAGUCAACGGACACAAAAUAUCUGUUGCUUGAUGAUGGUCGAAAGCUGUGCCUUGAGUGUCUCGAUUCGGCUAUUAUGGAUACUCAUGAAUGCCAACCUCUCUAUCUUGAAAUUCAAGAAUUUUAUGAAGGUUUGCAUAUGAAAAUAGAGCAGCAAAUUCCUAUGCUUUUGGUUGAGAGACAAGCACUGAAUGAAGCCAUGGAGGGGGAGAAGAAUGGUCAUCACCACUUACCUGAAACUAGAGGACUUUGCUUGUCAGAAGAGCAAACUAUCCCCACUAUUUUAAGGAGACCAAGUAUAGGGGCAGGCUACCGGGUCAUAGAUAUGAUAACUGAACCUUUUAGGCUGAUACGUCGAUGUGAAGUGACAGCCAUACUUGUUUUGUAUGGCCUUCCUAGGUUACUGACAGGAUCAAUCCUGGCUCAUGAAAUGAUGCAUGCUUGGCUUAGACUUAAAGGCUAUGGAAAUCUGAGGCCAGAAGUUGAAGAAGGAAUAUGUCAAGUCUUAGCUCAUAUGUGGUUAGAUUCAGAGAUCUAUUCUGGCUCAGGAACUGAAGAAGCGUCAUCAUCUUCGUCUUCAUCGUCAUCAUCAACGUCAUCACCUCCCUCCUCCUCGUCAAAGAAGGGUAAACGGUCGGACUUUGAGAAGGAACUUGGUAAAUUUUUUAAACACCAAAUUGAGUCAGAUAGCUCAUCAGCAUAUGGUGAUGGAUUCAGAGAGGGUAACCAGGCAGUGCUUAAAUUUGGGCUUAGAAGAACCCUUGACCAUAUCCGAAUUACCGGAAGUUUUCCGUAAUGAAAUGGUGAUAUAAAUAUAAUUUUCUUACCUCUACAUCAACAAAAUAUAUUUGAGCUUUGUCAUAUAAAUUAUAUAGGAACCAAAUAUUCCAAAAUUGUAUAAUUUCACCAGACUCUACACAAAAUAAGGAUUGAAAAUGCAAGUAUUAGUAUAAUCUCCAGUUACUGCAAUUGUUUUGGGGAUCAAAUAUGAAGUCGCUGUAUUGGCAGUUUGGAACCUCAUGCUCCAUAUGUAUCAUAGGAUGUCUUAUAGCAGUUAAAAUUACAAAAGAACAAUUGAUGCAAUUACAGAUAUACAAUAAAGAAUCAAUUUUGUAUGUUUUGAAUUUGCAUGAUUA